Messenger RNA from Glycine soja, 629 nucleotides. Its product is annotated as keratin, type II cytoskeletal I-like. NCBI's taxonomy places the organism in Eukaryota, Viridiplantae, Streptophyta, Magnoliopsida, Fabales, Fabaceae. Bases 55 to 513 code for a protein of 152 amino acids. The record is from RefSeq and is a predicted model, not a curated record. The transcript is spliced from 2 exons.
UUGACAUAUAUAUUGAAAGUUGAAACCCGUUGAAUUGAAAGGAACUCGCUUGUAAUGGAACACAUAUGGAAGCAUGUGAUGCUAUUCUGCAUUGUGCUGCUGUUUCAUCAUCAUCUUCUUCCGGUCACUGCAGAACACCAAAGAAACUCCUCUCAUACAGACAAGGCAAGAACAACGGCUAUAACAAGUUCAACAAAAAUUAUAGUAGCAGUUAAUAGGCGGGGUGGUGGUGGCGGCGGCCAUGCCGGUGGUAGUGGAGGUCAUGGGGGUGGCCACGCAAGAAGCAUGGGAAUGUUUAAUAGUCGUGGUGGUGGUGGUCACGCAAGCAGCAUGGGAAUGCAUGGUAGCACAAUCCCUUUAUAUGGAGCUGCUGUUGGAGGCUCUGCUCAUCAGAGAAACAAUAAUAAUAAUCACCAUGGUAAUAAAAGUAAUGCCACAUUAAUUUACGUGUGCUUUUAUCAUUUCCUUCUUUUGUUUCUUUCUAUUUCCAUGGGAAUUUCUCUAUGUACCUAAGCACAUAUAUUCUGUCGCUUAAUUUAUGUCGAUAUUCUGCAGUUAUCCAAUUUAACAACUUUUGUAUACGAUGUUCACAGUAUAGUGUUAUACGAUGUUCACAUGAAAAACCUUAA